AUGGCUGGCUCACCGAGUGAUCUCCCACCGGCACCUACGGCUGCAUCCCCCGCCAGAUCGAAGACCGCUUCACCCAAGAACACGGUCUCACAAAGGUCUAAGGCAGCUUCGCCAGGAGGGGCGAACUCUCCUGCGAGCGAAAACCUACAAGAUGAACUUGAGGUUGACGAAGGGCUGAGUGUCAGCGACGGGGCCUCGCUCAUGGAUGAUCAGAUGUGGGUUUCCUCCUCACCCCGUUCAAUUAGGAGUAGCACUUACGAUCCGAUUAGAUCAUCCUAUACGGCUUCCUUGACUUCUAGUGCGAUUGACUAUCCCGUAGAGCAUGGCCGUCGUUACCAUGCUUUUCGAGCUGGAGCUUACUACGCUCCGAAUGACGAAAGCGAAAUGGAACGUCUUGAUCUGCUAGCGACUUUGAUUUUCAAGGUCACUGGCAAGCUGUAUCUAGCCCCGAUUGAACAGAGUAAAACUCAUCGUAUCUUGGACAUCGGCACUGGGACUGGUAUCUGGGCUAUCGAAAUGGGAGAUUUGUUUCCUAACGCAGAGAUUAUUGGAAAUGACCUGAGUGCGAACCAGCCAACUUGGGUUCCAGCAAAUGUCAAAUUUGAGGUCGAUGAUGUCGAGAGUCCUUGGCUACAUACACUCGAGUUCGAUUACAUCUUCUGCCGAACUAUGGCCGGCGCUAUCGCCGACUGGCCGAAGUUGAUCAAAAAUAUCUACGACAAUACCGCCCCCGGAGGUUGGGUAGAAUUUCAAGAUCUCGAUCUCCUGUAUCGCUCUGAUGAUGGCUCAAUAACUGAGGAACACGAAUGCAUGAAAAUGAACAGAACCUUCAUCGAGACAUGCAAACAAAUUGGCCGUGAGCCCUGCCCAGGGCCUCUAUUCAAGGACUGGGUCACUGAGGCCGGCUUUACCAACAUCACUCAUCAGAGGUACAAACUACCCCUCGGUCCUUGGCCCAAGGAUCCUCAUAUGAAGGAUGUCGGACUCUGUAACCUCAUCUGCGUAUUGGAUGGCCUGGAAGCUUUCAAUCUGAGAUUACUGACUGGAGUUCUCGGAUGGUCAAAGGAGGAAGUCUUGACAAUGCUGGCAGCUUGUCGACAAGAGUUGAAGACCGGUGCCUUCCAUGCUCGGAUGGAAUUCCACGUUGUUUAUGCACAGAAGCCGACGACGGAAGCUUAG
This is a messenger RNA of Colletotrichum abscissum, 1179 nucleotides long. RefSeq names its product methyltransferase domain-containing protein. The coding region runs from base 1 to 1179 and encodes 392 amino acids. Gene Ontology annotation, molecular function: methyltransferase activity. The record is from RefSeq and is a predicted model, not a curated record. NCBI's taxonomy places the organism in Eukaryota, Fungi, Ascomycota, Sordariomycetes, Glomerellales, Glomerellaceae. The transcript is spliced from 9 exons.